Phymastichus coffea is the source of this 1404-nucleotide messenger RNA. Its product is annotated as cyclin-L2. The record is from RefSeq and is a predicted model, not a curated record. Lineage: Eukaryota; Metazoa; Arthropoda; Insecta; Hymenoptera; Eulophidae. The coding region runs from base 148 to 1398 and encodes 416 amino acids. Gene Ontology annotation, biological process: regulation of transcription by RNA polymerase II. Gene Ontology annotation, molecular function: cyclin-dependent protein serine/threonine kinase regulator activity. Gene Ontology annotation, cellular component: nucleus. The transcript has 4 exons.
GUCUGCCAUGAUGGCGUGGCGUGGAUGAGUAAUUUCACGUUUUAAAGGAAACAAAUGGAAAUUAUAUUCAGACUUCCUUAGAAUCUGCGAUAAUUUGUUUGAUUGUGCUAGUGUUGUCUUCUGAAAGACAUUUAGAAGAGAAGGGCCAUGGGAACCAAGGAGAAUUCGACGACAAACGUGGCGAAAGCGCCGUCAGCAUCGGCGGUGAGCAAGCCCUAUGGCAAAAUUCUACUGACGCUACAAAAUUGCCUGUUGCCCGAUGACAAAUUGAAUUCAACGCCGUCCAGUAUCGAUGGACUUGAUACAGAAACCGAGACAGACCUCAGAAUACUAGGAUGUGAAUUGAUACAAACUGCUGGAAUUUUGCUGAGGCUACCGCAGGUGGCUAUGGCCACUGGCCAAGUAAUAUUUCAACGAUUUUACUAUAGCAAAUCAUUAGUUAGGCAUAACAUGGAGACCACUGCUAUGGCAUGUGUAUGUCUUGCUAGUAAAAUUGAAGAAGCACCAAGGCAUAUUAGAGAUGUCAUUAAUGUCUUCAAUCAUAUUAAACAAGUCAACAGCCAAAAGUCUAUCACGCCGGUUAUACUUGACCAGAAUUAUGUGGCUCUGAAGAACCAAGUGAUCAAGAGCGAGAGACGAGUGCUGAAGGAGCUCGGCUUUUGCGUACACGUUAAGCACCCGCACAAGAUAAUCGUGAUGUACCUGCAGGUUCUUGGCUACGAGAAGAACAAAGCCCUUAUGCAGCAGUGCUGGAACUACAUGAACGACUCGUUGCGCUCGGAUGUCUUCAUCAGAUACGAGCCCGAAACGGUGGCCUGUGCUUGCGUCUAUCUUGGCGCUCGACAUCUACAAUUACCUCUGCCUAAUGCGCCCUCCUGGUUCUCCAUAUUCAAGGUCAGCGAGGAAUCGAUCCGUGAUAUUUGCAGGCGUAUACUUAGGCUGUACAUAAGGCCCAGGGUCAAGGCUGAAUCGCUAGAGAAACGUGUCGAAGAGUUGAAGAAAAAAUACGAAGAAGCAAGGUCCAAAGCUAGAGCGCCCGAGGGCGAUGGACACACACCGAGUCCGCCGUCAACUAACAAAAGCGCGCAUAACGCUUGGGGUGGAUUCAUCAGCAGAAGCGGAACGCACGCACCGGCUGAGAGAGUCAAAUCACCAAAACACUCGAAGUCUGCAUCGGUAUCACCAACGAGAGUUGAUCCUUUAAAACAUUCCAAGAGGAAAAAACGAAGCCGGUCAAGAUCACGCAGUCCCAGCCGAUCGCGCAAAAUGAAAAAGUCAUCGGGUCACUAUUCAAGCAGUCACAAAGCUUCGAGAUCGCGUCACAGAUCGCGAAGCCGCUCGAGGGAAAGGGAGCCCGAAAAGUCGGGUAAACAUCGAAGCAAACACCGACGACAUUGAUCCAUG